AUGAGAGAGAUAUAUACAUAUAAAUCAACCCUUUCUUGUGAUGAAUCAAACUCAAAACAAACCUAAAAAAAAUAUGGCUUUUUCUUUUCAUCAUAAUUAUGCUCUUGCAAUUAUUAUUCUUAUUUUGGCUAUGAUCCAAUUUGAGUUCACCAAUGGUUCUCACCACCACCAUCAUCAUCACCAUAAACAUCUCAAGUCCCUUCACUUCUCUUUGUACCAACAUGAAACCAUAAACAAAACAGGUUACAUCAUAGUAAAUGGUGUCCAAGGUGGUGCUAGUGUUACUCAAACCACAACACCUUUUGGUACCCUUUUUGUGUUCCAUGACCCUUUGACUCUCACUGCAAACAGAACCUCCAAAGUUGUUGGAACUUCUGAAGGGACUUCAAUCACUUCAAGCUUUGAUGGGUUGCAAAGCAUUUCCAUUGCAAAGAUAACUCUGAAUCUUAAGAAUCAUAAAGGGUCUAUUUCUAUUCUUGGUGAUGUGAACAACAUCAAGCCUUCGGAUCUUCCUGUAGUUGGAGGCACCCAAGAUUUUAUGUUUGUGAAUGGUUAUGUUACUUCUUCUCCGGUUGAUUUGAAGGGUCUCACCGUUGUUUAUAAGGUUGAGUUUCAUUUGUAUUGGCCUCCAUAUGCAACUACUCAAGCAUCUUAAUUAAGAUUGUUUAUGUUUUUGAUUUGUUGUAUCAUAUUGUUACUUUUGUUGGAUUUCUUGCUAGGUCAAUAACUUUAUAUCCUAAGGGGACAAUGUAACUAUGUUUUUUUUAGUAUGUUAAUUUCAACUUAAGAACAUUUUU
Messenger RNA from Arachis ipaensis, 797 nucleotides. RefSeq names its product dirigent protein 5-like. The record is from RefSeq and is a predicted model, not a curated record. Lineage: Eukaryota; Viridiplantae; Streptophyta; Magnoliopsida; Fabales; Fabaceae.